UGUUGAUCCUUUGUUGCAUGAGGUUAGAUUGUUAGAUGCUGGGCCGGGCAACAAAUUGACUGGUGUGCUAAGCAGACGUUUAUUGACGGUUUUAGGCUUAUUUAUAUUUCACAAAGUCAACAAUGUCGGAAAGUCAAGGAUCACCUAGGUCGAUGGCAGAGCCGAGGAGCCAGGGUGGCUACCUCACCUCACCGCCGAGGGAACUCGAAGAGCCUUUUGAAGACGAAUCAGAGCUGAUCGGUGGAGAUAGUAUACGCAUUGAAGAGGAAGAUGGCGAAGAGCUCUUCGGCGACAAUCUAGAAGCGGACUACCGCCCUAAUCCGCUACUCGAUCGUUACGACGAUCGUGAUCUGGACGAUGAUGAAAUUGACGACAUGUCGCAAGGGGAUCGAGCUGCUGCUGAGCGUUUCAUGGCAGAGAGAGAUGUCGCCGAAGGUCGCAGGAGGGGUGACAUAGACCUUCUUUACGAGGCUAGCGAUGACGAAGAAGGACCAUUGAGGAAGAAGAAGAAAAGAAUGGCUGAAGCUGCUGCUGAAGGGGAAGUCGAUGAGGAACAGAUGAUAGAGUCGAUUGAGAAUUUGGAAGACACCAAGGGCCACACGAUCAAAGAAUGGGUCACGAUGCUCGGCCCAAGGACAGAAAUAGCCAACAGAUUCAGGAGUUUCCUUCGAAAUACCGUCAACUCUCGUGGUGUCGAAAUCUACAAGGAAAAGAUCAGAAACAUGUGCGAGCACAAUUAUUCGAGCUUCGAGGUUGAAUUUUCAACAUUGGCCAGCAAAGAGAACGUCCUCGCGUUCUUCCUUCCCGAGGCACCGAUCGAAAUGCUGCAGAUAUUCGAUGAGGUCGCUAAAGCGUUUGUGCUCAACAUCUACCCGACUUAUGAGAGGGUUACAAAUGAAAUCCACGUUAGGAUUUCCGAACUGCCGCUUGUUGAAGAAUUGAGGACAUUCAGGCGACUUCAUUUAAACCAACUGGUAAGGACGAGUGGUGUCGUGACCGCCUCGACUGGAGUUCUUCCCCAAUUAUCAUUGGUGAAGUACGACUGCGGUAAAUGUGGCUACAUAAUGGGCCCUUUCACACAAUCACAGAACAAUGAAGUCAAACCAGGCUCAUGCCCUGAAUGCCAAUCAGUCGGACCGUUUAGUGUGAAUAUGGAACAAACAGUUUAUAGGAAUUUCCAGAAGGUGACACUACAGGAAUCACCUGGAAAAAUCCCAGCCGGAAGGAUCCCACGUAGCAAAGAUUGUAUAAUGCUCGGUGAUCUCUGCGAACGGUGCAAGCCUGGCGAUGAGAUCGACGUGACUGGCAUUUAUACAAAUACUUUCGAAGGGUCUUUAAAUACAGAGCAGGGCUUUCCCGUUUUUGCCACUGUAAUUAUUGCCAACCAUUUGAUCGUUAAAGAUUCAAAGCAGAUCGUCGAUUCUCUGACCGACGAAGACAUCGCGGCCAUUUUAAAGCUCUCUAAAGACCAUCAUAUCGGAGAAAGAAUUGUGAAUAGCAUGGCCCCGUCAAUAUACGGGCAUGAGUACAUCAAACGUGGCCUCGCGCUCGCCCUGUUCGGUGGCCAAUCAAAAAAUCCAGGCGAGAAACACAAAGUCAGAGGUGAUCUCAACGUACUUCUAUGUGGAGAUCCAGGAACGGCUAAGUCCCAGUUUCUUAAAUUUGUUGAGAAGAUCGCUCCCAGAUCUGUGUUUACAACAGGACAAGGUGCCAGCGCUGUAGGUCUGACGGCUUAUGUACGAAGAAGUCCUGUUACUCAUGAAUGGACUUUAGAAGCAGGAGCGCUUGUACUCGCUGACCAAGGAAUCUGCCUUAUUGAUGAGUUCGAUAAGAUGAACGACCAUGAUAGAACAUCUAUUCAUGAAGCCAUGGAACAGCAGAGUAUUUCAAUUUCAAAAGCAGGAAUUGUGACAUCCUUGCAGGCAAGAUGCUCAGUUAUUGCAGCUGCAAAUCCCAUUGGAGGAAGAUAUGAUCCGACUUUAACUUUUUCUGAAAACGUUAAUUUGUCUGAGCCGAUCAUGUCGCGUUUUGAUGUGUUGUGUGUGGUUAAAGAUGAGGCGGACCCGCUUGCUGAUGAACAGCUGGCAAAAUUCGUCGUCGGGUCACACAUCCGUCAUCACCCAGCGGCCACCGGCACAACAGAGACUAUGACAGCCGCCGACAACAUACCGCAAGAGAUGCUUAAAAAGUACAUAAUCUACGCCCGGCAGAAUAUCCAUCCUCGUCUUCACAAUAUAGACAAGGACAAAAUUGCCAAGCUUUACAGCCAACUCAGGCAGGAAUCGAUGGCCACUGCCAGCCUCCCGAUCACAGUUCGUCACAUCGAAAGCAUGAUAAGGAUGGCGGAAGCUCAUGCAAAGAUGCAUCUAAGGGAUGUUGUACAAGAAGACGAUGUCAACAUGGCAGUCAGGAUGGUGUUGGAAAGUUUCGUCGAAACUCAAAAAUACAGUGUAAUGAACAAUAUGAAAAGAACGUUCCAAAAGUAUCUGUUGUACAAAAAAGACACAACAGAUCUCCUUUAUUAUAUUCUCAAGCAAAUGGCUUUGGACCAAUUGGCCUACAUCAGAGGAAUCCAUGGAUUCGACGUCGACCAGAUCGAAAUCCAUGAAAAAGAUUUCAUCGAUAAGGCUAAACAAAUCAAAAUAUUCGACGUCAGGCCGUUCUACGAGAGUAAGAUUUUCGAAGCGAAUCACUUUCAAUAUAAUGCAAAGAAGAAAGUGAUAGUGCAGAAAUUGGAAAACCAAAGGUACGGGUGAUUACCCGAUGAAAAACAGCCGGACAAAGCACCUCAAACAAAUUUAUACAGUAAUAAUUUUAAAGAAAAAUUGAAACUUUUUUUAAGCUUUAAUCUCACAAUUUUCCCUGCUGAUUUUUUCCUGUAUUGUAAAUAAAUCUGUUUAGUAUUA
Messenger RNA from Cimex lectularius (bed bug), 2906 nucleotides. RefSeq names its product DNA replication licensing factor Mcm2 (gene Mcm2). NCBI's taxonomy places the organism in Eukaryota, Metazoa, Arthropoda, Insecta, Hemiptera, Cimicidae. The transcript is spliced from 13 exons. Gene Ontology annotation, cellular component: nucleus; MCM complex. Gene Ontology annotation, molecular function: single-stranded DNA binding; 3'-5' DNA helicase activity; single-stranded DNA helicase activity. Bases 123 to 2756 code for a protein of 877 amino acids. The record is from RefSeq and is a predicted model, not a curated record. Gene Ontology annotation, biological process: double-strand break repair via break-induced replication; DNA replication; mitotic DNA replication initiation.